UCUUGUGCUGUGGAGAGAGAGAGAGAGAGAGAGAAUGAGUGUUUCUUUGAGUGUGAUGACCUUGAAUCUCCAUGAUGAUGAUGACGAUGAUGAUGAGCAGCAAGAGAGUCCUAACUCAUGGGAGAAGAGAAGGGACUUGUGUUUGAGCGUUAUCACCAGUUACUCACCCAUCAUCCUCUGUACCCAACAAGGAGUGAAAACGCAGUUAGAUUAUCUCCAGCAGGGUCUACCUGGUUAUGAUCAGUUUGGCAUAUCACGAAAAGGGCCCCAAGACACUGCUGAUGAGCAUUGCACCAUCUUCUAUGAUAAAGAAAAGGUAGAGCUUCUGGAAGGUGGAACCUUUUGGUUAUCUGAGUCUCCCUCUGUACCUGGAAGCAUGUCAUGGGGUUCUGAAUUUCCUUGCAUUGCAACAUGGGCUACAUUUCAACUUAAAGGGGUUGAACCACCAGGAUAUUCAUUUCAGAUAGUGAAUACAAACAUGGAUGAGUUCAGUUCUCGAGCCCGCAGAAAAAGUGCUUUACUUACGUGGCAGCACAUUGCAUCCUUACCCCCCAGCCUGCCAGUUGUGUACUGUGGAGGAUUCAACACACAAAAAGAAUCAACUAUGGGACGCUUUCUUCUUGGAAGAUCAAGAGAGCAUGGUGUAGUAGGGGACAUGUGGGAUGCAUGGCCGUGUGCCCAUGUGAGGAAAAAUGUAUCCCUAAUCCGCACUUAUCAUGGAUUCAAGGGUAACAAACAAGGAGCUCUUGAAUUCCUGGAGUUGAUCUUUAGGGCCCUCUGCCUCUGUUGGGAUCGCCAAACACAGGAUCUUCACAUUGAUUGGGUCCUUUUCAGAGUAAGGAUGCUAGAACAACCUGUGCAAGAAGAUAACUAAAUUCUAUUUUUGCUAUACUUUGGUGGGAUCCCAUUCAUCCCUUGAGUAUUAUUAGCAAUGAGUUUCUUGUGGAGAUAUUGGUGGCUGUUUCCAACUUUCUAUCAUGAAUGUCUUCUUUACAUGGGGGCUAUUAUUAGUAAAAUUAUGUAUCAGCACACUGCCUCCAUACCCAAAGAUCAUGUAUCAAACAGAAUUCAAUUAGCUUGUGAACUUUAAGUUGUUUCUUCCUUUUAUUUGUUUAACGAGCUUUUAUAUUUGAAGUUUG
Abrus precatorius (Indian licorice) is the source of this 1139-nucleotide messenger RNA. RefSeq lists its product as uncharacterized. The transcript has 8 exons. The record is from RefSeq and is a predicted model, not a curated record. NCBI's taxonomy places the organism in Eukaryota, Viridiplantae, Streptophyta, Magnoliopsida, Fabales, Fabaceae. Gene Ontology annotation, molecular function: 3'-5'-RNA exonuclease activity. The coding region runs from base 35 to 874 and encodes 279 amino acids.